Bombus huntii is the source of this 675-nucleotide messenger RNA. RefSeq lists its product as uncharacterized. The coding region runs from base 361 to 657 and encodes 98 amino acids. The transcript has 2 exons. NCBI's taxonomy places the organism in Eukaryota, Metazoa, Arthropoda, Insecta, Hymenoptera, Apidae. The record is from RefSeq and is a predicted model, not a curated record.
UACCAUAAAUAUUUAGAUAAGAGAGUGUGUAUGCAUUUUUUAAAAAUCGCAACAAUAUAAGACGUAAUUAUACUUUUAUAAAACGUAAAAAAGGUGCAUGUAACUUUACUGCUCUUUAGUUUCUUAUUGAAAUUCUUUGAAAAUUAAAUACUUGUAAGUAGAAAACCAUAAAAAUUAUCUUUGUAAUUUAUCUUAUUGAUAUCUGUAAGCUUGGUUUGUACCGCCAUUUUGUAUUCAGCAAGUUAGUGAGAAUACAUGCAUCUAACACAUGGUAACAUUAAAAUUCAGAAUACGAAUUUGAGAUGUUGAUAAUUCGUGUUUUAUAUAACAGAAAAGGACAUACAUACAUUUAAAGUCAAAAUGACGCAGGAUGAAACGAUUAUGACAAAGAUACAGAAGGUAGAAGAUACAUUAAAUGAAUCCAUGUACAAAGUGGAUGUGUUGAAAAAAAGACUGAAGACGAAAUUGCUCACAAUGGAAACUCGUGAGGAAUUAGAGUCGAAACUGGAAGAAAUUCAGGAGGUACUUGUAAAAAAUGAAGAGAAAUUAAAAAGCUUAAGGAGACAAAAUACAAAGUCAUUCAUGGUAGCAGCAAGCAUGAUUUUUGCAUGUUUUCUGCUCUAUGGUUUAUAUGUAUUAUUUUAUGGAACGAUAUAAAUUAACAUUCCUAAAUCA